Acanthopagrus latus (yellowfin seabream) is the source of this 2215-nucleotide messenger RNA. RefSeq names its product growth differentiation factor 9 (gene gdf9). Gene Ontology annotation, cellular component: extracellular region. Gene Ontology annotation, biological process: BMP signaling pathway; SMAD protein signal transduction. The coding region runs from base 131 to 1444 and encodes 437 amino acids. The record is from RefSeq and is a predicted model, not a curated record. Gene Ontology annotation, molecular function: growth factor activity; cytokine activity. NCBI's taxonomy places the organism in Eukaryota, Metazoa, Chordata, Actinopteri, Spariformes, Sparidae. The transcript has 2 exons.
GACGAUGAUGAUGAUGAAGAUGGGGGAGAUGAUUGGACACACCUGUGUGCACCGCAGCACGUGCGUAGUUCUGUUGCCCUCGAGCUCUUAGUAGAGGGUCUCCUAGUUUUGACAGUUUUCAUUGUUUAUAAUGGGAAAACCAAUGCUGAAGUCAGCUUCCCUUCCUUACGUUCACACGGUCAUUUUACUGCUGCUGGUCACCGACAGCUGCCCGCUGGUUGGAACCUCCAUGGCCGCCUCCAGCGCGCUGCGCAGCCUGGAUGACUUCACCUACCCGUACGACAGCAUCCUCUUCCCGCUGCUCAGAGCCCUGUCAGAGCACGGAGGGUCCAGGUGGAACCCGGGCCUGAAGAGAAACAUGAAACCCGAGCACAGGUACAUGAAAUAUCUGACGGAAAUUUACAAGAAGUCCUCCAGAGUGCAGAGGAGUUUGGACGGGGAUAAUAUCUACAACACAGUCCGCCUGAUCAAGCCUCAAGACGAAUGUGUUGCACCAGGUAAUAAAGAGAGUUUCACGCAGGAUCUUUCUUACAGCCUUGAUCAAGUAAAAAGAAAAGAACAGCUUCUAAAGUCGGCUCUGCUGUACAACUUCGACCAGGCAGCACCUGUCGACUCUGUGUGCUACCUGAGUAUCAAGGAGCAGGAGCACUCAAAUCAGUGUCAACUGUGUCCUGCAAUCCAGUAUGCUCUGAACUUCACAGCCACCACAGACCAGAAGAGCAGAAGGAACUGGGUGGAGGUCGACGUCACCUCGUUUCUUCGGCCUCUCUUGAAGUUUCAGAAGAAGAACAUAAACCUGCUCAUCAAUGUCACCUGCCCGGAUGAACAAAGAGCCGGGCAUGACGGGGGUAAAGGCUCCCUGAAGUUCAUCCUGAGGUCCCCUCCUCUGCUUCUGUAUCUCAGUGACACCGGUAAAAUGGCCCACCAGAGGUUACUGGACAACGGGUCAAAAGCAGGCCAAAAGCCAGCCAGUGCAGCCAACACAUUUCAUGAGCAAAAUGUUUUCAAAGCAGAGAAGAGGAUUGGGCUGAAGAGGCGAUGGAAGAGGGAAUCUUCAAAGAGCAAACGAGGUGAUAAAAGUCUGGAUAUCCACCUGCCGGAGCUGCUUCCCAGCUCUGAAUUCCCAACGAGUGACUGUGCCCUGUAUGAUUUCAGAGUGCGAUUUAGCCAGCUCAAACUGGAUCACUGGAUUGUUUUUCCACCGAAGUACAACCCCAGGUACUGCAGAGGCCCGUGCCCGAGGACCAUGGGCUUCAUCUACGGUUCACCUGUCCACACCAUGGUGCAGAACAUCAUCUAUGAGAAGCUCGACUCCUCUGUGCCCCGGCCCUCGUGCAUCCCCUCCCAUUACAGCCCCCUGAGUGUCAUGAUCUUUGAAGAGGAUGGCUCGUAUGUGUACAAAGAGUUUGAAAACAUGGUCGCCACCAGGUGCACAUGUCGCUAGGUGGACUCUAUCCAUAUAUGAGAUACUGUGACCAGGCUCAGUGAUUCCAAGUAUUUAAAAAAACAUUGUGCAUGAAAGAAGUUUGAUCUGGAGCAGGUGUGUUUACUUGAAGUAUUUUUAUCCUAAUGAAAAUGUGGAAAGGUGACAUGUAUUUACUUUUAUUUGAGGGGCGACAAGAAAGGGUGCCAGUGCAUCCUGUUCUUCAACUUACUGUAAGCAACAUAGUAUUGAGUCCGACACACUUGAGGAAGAAAUUUAGUAGGAUUUUUUUAGUUAUUUUCUGUUAACUUAUUUUGGGUGUGUUGUCUGUCAUUAUUAUUUAAUUUAACAUAGUUGCCAAGUUUUAAGUAGCCCUGUUCUGGAGAAAAGAUGAAAACGCAGUCACAAGCACUUAUCAAACCUUUUUACAUAUCGUUUUAUUACUGGGAAUUAGAGACAGCUCUCUAUGUGGCAGCAGUCUUCAUAAUGUCCAGAAUGAAAGUUGUCAAGGUUUCAGUGUGUAUUUAUUACUUCUGGUCACUGAGUGACUGUAUCCGUAUGAAAAUGACUGCAUACUUAAUGAAUUUGUACUGGUUGAAUGUGACUAAAUGCAUCUCAUGUCUAUUUAUGCAAAUUGAAUGAAUUCACUGCGUGCCUGUGCUCAGCUUACGGAUAUUGAAAAUAUGUACAUAUUAUCGAAGAAGUUCGAAAAUAAAAAAAAAAAGUAACGUGCAAAAAUAUUGUCUGGCUGAAAAAUAUCACGAAAAUCUCUCAGACUUUGAGUAAGACUUU